AUGGCACGAAAAGGAAAUCCAAUUUCGGUAAGACUUGGUCUGAAUCGUAGUUCAGAUUCAAGUCGGUUCAGUGAUUAUUAUUAUGGUAAAUCAGUGUAUCAAGAUGUCAAUCUUAGAUCUUAUUUCGGUUCGAUACGUCCACCUACUAGACUCACCUUUGGCUUUCGUCUCGGUAGGUGUAUUAUUAUACAUUUUCCCAAAAGAACAUUCAUUCAUUUCUUUCUUCCCCGUCGACCACGACGACAGAAACGACGCGAAAAAUCCAGACCCGGAAAGGGGAAGGGCCAGUGGUGGGCAUUUGGGAAAGUCGGGCCGAUCGGGUGUCUUCAUUCAAGCGACGGUACAGAAGAAGAACGAAACGAAGUGAGAGGCCGGGGGGCAGGGAAAAGAGUCGAGUCGAUCAGGCUCGACGACCGGGAGAAGCAAAACGAAAUCCGGAUUUGGCCGAAAAAGAAGCAACGCUAUGGAUACCAUGACCGAUCACCAUCGAUAAAGAAGAAUCUUUCUAAAUCACUUCGGGUCAGCGGGGCCUUCAAGCAUCCGAAAUACGCCGGGCUUGUAAAUGACAUAGCCCUCCUAAAUGACGACUCCUUCAGAAAAACGAAGUUAUUCAAGUUCUUUUUCUCAAAGAAGUCCCCCUCCGACAGCCCGACGAGUCAUCCACUUAAAAGGACCCUCCCUGCGGUGCGCCCUUCCUUGAAUUAUUCGGUCAUGCAAUACUUAUUGAAGACAAAGAACCAAAUGCAUUUCGACCCCGUCGUAGUUCUCAAUCAUUUCGUGGAACCGGGCGUGGUUGAACCAUCUACCAUGGGGGGAGCUAAUGCACAGGGAAGAAGCUUAGAUAAGAGAAUACGUUUCGCUUUUUUUGUCGAAAGCUCGACCAGCGAGAAAAAGUUUUUGGCCGAAGACAAAAAGUUGACCCACUUCAUUCGCUGGUCGGAUCAUCCUCGCUUCGCGGGAACAACAAAAACCACCAUCUCGCUCUUUCCUUUCUUCGGUGCUACCUUUUUCUUUCCAAGGGACGGGGUUGGGGUGUAUAAGAACCUUUUUUUUGAGUAUGCCCGGGAACAACUCCUACGAAAAUUCAGGAAAAAAUGUUGGAACCUCACGGCUAAGGAUAAGGUAAUGGAAUUGAUAGAGAAAUUCAUAGACCUAGGUGGGAUAGGAGAAUUGAUAAAGGGAAUAGAGAUGAUGAUAGAGAUCAUACUGAGAAACAGAAGAAUUCCGUACGGGUACAACUUUUAUUUGAACGAAGUGAAAAAAAUGCGAUCUUUGUUGUCUAAUAGAACAAAGACUAAUACCUUAAUUGAGUCGGUCAAGAUCAAAUCUGUUUAUCAAAGUGCUUCUCCGAUUGCUCAAGAUAUCUCUUUUCAACCGAGGAACAAAACAAGAUCAUUUCGCUCCAUUUUUAGUCAAAUAGUGAAGGAUAUUCGAUUAGUAAUGAAAAAAGGGGUGGAGGGGAUCCGUAUAUGUUGUUCAGGUCGAUCAGAAGGUGCAGAAAUAGCUAGAACUGAAUGCGGAAAGUAUGGAAAAACAUCUAGUAAUGUAUUUAACCAGAAAAUAGAUUAUGCUCCUGCGGAAGUAUCUACUCGUUACGGAAUCUCAGGUGUCAAAGUGUGGAUUUCAUAUAGUCAAAAAGAAAGGGGACGUGCUAUAUCCGAAACGUACGAAAUAUAG
Molecule: messenger RNA, 1677 nt
Organism: Lactuca sativa (garden lettuce)
Lineage: Eukaryota; Viridiplantae; Streptophyta; Magnoliopsida; Asterales; Asteraceae
Source: the annotation of a RefSeq genome assembly